UCGAGUCAGUUCUCUUGCGCAGGGUCAAAGUUCAUAGAGUAAACUUGUAAGAUGGCUGCUGAACCGACGAGGGAAUGGAGCGAUGAGCAGCUCAAUAAUGAUGAUCUCGCCAAGAAAGACAUUAUAACGUUUAUACAGGAUAACGCUGCACACUCGUUUCUAUCUGAACACAAGCUACUGGGAAACCUAAAGAAUGUUGCAAAAACCGCGAAAAAAGAACAGCUAAUCGUAGCCUACAACCAGCUUUUUGAGACCAAGAGAUUUAAAGGCGAUGAAUCGGUUGAGGAGGUGACCCAAAACGUGAAAGAUGUGAAGAUCGACGACAAGCCCAAAGAGGAGAAAGUGGAGGCCGUUUAUGAGGGUCCCCCAAAGUACACCAAGUCUGUCCUGAAGAAGGGAGACAAGGUCCACUUCCCCAAGAAAGGCGACACCAUAGGCUGCUGGUACACGGGGACUCUAGAGGACGGGACCGUGUUUGACACCAACAUCCCCGCAGUUGCCAGAAAGAAGAGGCAGACAAAGCCACUGCUCUUUAAAGUGGGACUGGGCAGAGUCAUCCGAGGGUGGGAUGAAGCCCUGCUGACGAUGAGCAAAGGCGAGACGGCCCAGGUGGAGAUCGAGUCCGAGUGGGCGUACGGGAGGAAGGGCUUGCCAGACAAUAAAAUUCCACCACAUGCCAAACUCAAUUUUGAAAUUGAGUUGGUGUCCAUCGAUUAACCAUGGAAACUAUGAAUUCUCCCAGCAUGCACUAUUCUGACUGACGAAACAAAGGAUUGAUGUCCAUUCCAGAUGAUCACCAGUGAGUCGCUGAGCAUACGCCUGCUUUCAGUGUGUUAUAUAACUGAGUAUUGUUGCUUUUUGGGAACUGAAGUUAUCUCCAGCUAUCAGUCCGUGGUUACAUGUCAAAUGUGUUGCAUGUCUACCACAUUGUACAGCUGAAUAAAAAAAAAAAAGUUUGCUUA
Messenger RNA from Clupea harengus (Atlantic herring), 962 nucleotides. RefSeq names its product FKBP prolyl isomerase 3 (gene fkbp3). Gene Ontology annotation, molecular function: peptidyl-prolyl cis-trans isomerase activity. NCBI's taxonomy places the organism in Eukaryota, Metazoa, Chordata, Actinopteri, Clupeiformes, Clupeidae. The record is from RefSeq and is a predicted model, not a curated record.